AUGUCAUUAAAGAUUCUGGAAAACCCAUUACUUAAUCCAUGGCAACAUUUCACUAUCUAUGCAACACAUAAUCGCUAUAUUGUCGUAGCAAUGAACAAGAACCGAUCAAAGUGUCGAAUUCUCAAAAUCGAUCGUAUGGAUCAAAAAGAAUUAAGUAUCAUUGAAGAUCAACAUGAGUAUUCACAUAGUGAACUACGCCAACUUCUCGGUACAAUCGAAAUAAGCAACAGUCGAGUCGGUGGCUUCAGUAAAACAAUUCAUUGCCACGGAAUUAUCGGUUUUAUUAAAUUUCUCGAGGGAUACUAUAUGCUUGUGAUAACCCGACGAAGUCAAGUCGCUCGAAUAGGUUACCAUCGAAUCUACAAAAUUGACGAAACAGUUAUGUUAGGCAUUACAAAUGAAGAUAUAAAAAAACUCCAUCCUGACGAAAGCAAAUAUCUUCGUGCAUUACAAAAUGUCGAUUUAACCAAUGGAUUCUAUUUUAGUUAUACAUAUGAUUUGACACACACAUUACAAUUCAAUCUUAUGCACCAAAGUUCCAAGUCCGAUGAAGAGAACAACAAGGAGGGCUUUUGUUGGGGAACGCGUUAUCAGCCGACAUGGAAAUAUGUUUGGAAUGAAUAUCUUCAGGAACCACUACGAGCUCAAGUUCACCCAAGAUGGUUACUUUUCAUCGUUCAUGGAGUUAUAUUACAAUACAAUCUGAAUGUAUUUUGUCGUUCGAUUUACCUAACAUUAAUCUGUCGACGCUCACAAAGGUACUCUGGAACGCGAUUUCUCAAACGUGGGGGCAACUGCAAAGGCUAUGUAGCGAAUGAAGUUGAAACAGAACAGAUCGUUCAUGAUGCUUCACUAUCAUCGCUUGGAAAGAGUCAUUUCACGUCGUAUGUGCAAUUACGUGGAAGUGUACCUGCGUUCUGGAGCCAAGAUCCAAAACAAGUGCCCAAACCACCUAUCGUCAUUGACAUGAAUGAUCCAACUUAUGUGGUCGCAUCACAACAUUUUCGACAACUGCUCUAUCGAUAUGGUGCACCAAUUCUUGUGCUGAACCUUGUGAAAAAACAUGAGAAGAAGAAACAGGAGUACAUUUUAUCCGAAGAGUUUUGUAGUGCUCUGGAUUACAUCAAACAAUUCGUUCCUGACGAAAAUAAUAUCCAAUAUCUACCAUUUGACAUGGCACGUGCCAAUCGUUCCAAACACCGACGCGUCAUGCCGAAAUUAGAUGAAAUUGCUCGACGCUUUCUCCAACAAACAGGAUUCUUUCAAAAUUUUCCAUUAUUAGUUAAUGAUAAGCAAUAUUUUUAUGACAAAGAGAAUGCAAUUCGACUAACACCAUAUCAAUCAUUCUUUGUUCAAACAGGCGUUGUACGAGUCAAUUGUGUCGACUGUCUUGAUCGGACCAAUACAGCCAUGUUUGCAGUGGCAAAAUGUGCACUUGGAUAUCAGUUAUUCGCAAUGGGUCUGACAGAUUCUCCGCAUCUACAGGAAGAUUCAUCCGUUGAACUAGUCAUUAAACAAUUAUUUGAACAUUCAGGUGACAUUCUCGCCCAGCACUUACCCCCGCUUGGGCAACACAAUCCCGAGAUAUUGUACAAACACUUUCACGUUAUUAUUCCAAUACGUUUUCCGGCAUAUGCAGAAAAACAACAUGCAAUGAACUUGUUCCUUGGUAUCUUCCAACCAAAAAUCGGUCGUCCACAUUUCUGGGAAUUAGCCAGUGAUUAUCAUUUACAUGACCCACGAUUAGUAUCUGGUUAUAUGCCACCACACUGCACAGAUAUUCUAGGUGAUGAUAUUUGGUUUUCUCUACCUUUUGCAGCUGAACAAGUAUUGAAGUCUCGAAACGACUGCUUGGAAAUUGUGUCGGUAAGGGAAGAUGAUCCACUUGUUGAUGGCUUCAACGAGUAUUAUCAUCCCGAUGAAUUGACAGUUUUUGAGGAAAAAUUCGAAUGGCAUAUGGAUUCAACUAACAAAGAUAUUGCCUAUAACUAUGGAAAUAUUCGUGAAUUUACGCCGUUUUCUAUUCGUGAUCAUAAGCAAAGAAAGACCAUCACUAGUCUCGGUCUAAUGGCUGAUGUUCAACAACGAGCACUUCUUCCUCCAACUGCUGCAUUGUCCACUCCGUCACCACAGGCCAAUCAAGAUCAAUCAUCAGACGAAGAUAUAUUCGACGACACGGACACAGACGACGAGAAUUUCCGAAAACAAUCCCAAAUCUCGAAUAAGAAAUCUUACAAAUCGAAAAUAAUCAAUCGAUCAAUCAAUGAUGAAUCGAACAGUAGUGCAAUGCAAAUCAAACGUUUAUUAAGUACGAUAUUUCCCACAACAAACGAUGUAUAUGGCUUUCAUUUGAAUGAGCCAUCAAGUGAAUCUUUACAGUGUUAUGAACAAUAUGCGCGAAUGGCACGUGAUGCAUGUUUACCAACAUCGACACCGUCAUCAAAUAAACAGCAUUUCAACGAAUUGUCAAUCCAAUCGUACCAAUCAGUUUCAUCUAAUUCAAGUUUUGAAAUUAUUUUACCGUCAGCCACUGAACGAACUAAAAGUAAACAACAGCAACUAUUACAACAGCAACAAGCAGAGUUUUUGUCGCUACAACAGUCUCUUGCGUCGAUGUUCGAUGAACCGAUUGUCACCGAUGAGACAAUUCGUAUUUACGAACAAUGUGUAGCUGUUGGACAUGAAGGACCAUUUGAACCGUCAGAUGUUGAUCGUUUAGUGUACGAAGAAUACGUUGCGUCUUUGAUGAUUCCUGUUCAAUCCAUUUCUUCGUCAAACAAUUUUGUCCGUAUAUUUGAAGUUGGUCCUCGAGAUGGUUUACAGAAUGAAAAGAUAGUCGUUCCAACACCGAUUAAAGUUGAAUUCGUCAAUCGACUAAAUCGAACUGGUCUCAAAGCCAUCGAAGUCACAAGUUUUGUUUCUCCGAAAUGGGUUCCGCAGAUGAGUGAUCAUGUCGAAGUGCUUGCUGGUAUCGAACGAGUGCCCGGUGUUUGUUAUUCUGCAUUGACACCUAAUGUGCAAGGUAUCAACAAAGUCGUCUCCUUAGGCGACAAGGGUGUCGAUGAAGUAGCCAUAUUCUCUGCUGCAUCAGAAACUUUCUCUAAAAAGAAUAUUAAUUGUUCAAUUGAAACAUCACUACAGCGAUUCGAUGAAGUCAUGAAAGUUGCUCGACAGAAGAAUCUACCAGUUCGGGGAUAUGUGUCUUGUGUAGUGGGUUGUCCAUAUGAAGGAAAGAUCUCACCAGCGCAAGUUGUACCUGUCGUUCAGAAAUUACUUGAGAUGGGAUGUUAUGAAAUUUCAUUGGGUGACACGAUCGGCGUGGGAACACCAAAAUCUAUUGGCGAAUUAUUACAAGCAUUGAAUUCCAGCGGUGUCCCGUCGGCUAAAUUAGCCAUUCACUGUCAUGAUACAUAUGGACAAGCGAUUGCGAACAUCGCCAAAGCGUUGGAUAUGGGCAUUCGAUGUGUUGACUCAAGUGUAGCCGGUCUCGGUGGUUGUCCAUAUGCAAAAGGUGCGACAGGCAAUGUGGCAACCGAAGAUGUGAUAUAUUUAUUACACGGACUUGGCUAUGAGACAGGCGUCGAUCUUGAUCAACUGAUUGAUGCUGGUGACUUCAUCAUGAACUUUUUAAAAAGACAAAACAAAUCGAAAGUCGCACAAGCACUUCUAUGCAAACGACAGGAUUAA
Molecule: messenger RNA, 3687 nt
Organism: Adineta ricciae
Lineage: Eukaryota; Metazoa; Rotifera; Eurotatoria; Adinetida; Adinetidae
Source: the annotation of a GenBank genome assembly